CCGGCCCGUUCUGGUUCCUGUGCUAGCCUUAUUUAAAUAUAGAUAAAUAGAUAGGAAGAUAUAUCAUCAAUAUGGAUAAUGAUAGCAUAUCGGUAAUGUCGGAACUUGGAAAGAGAAUAAGUUGCGAUUAAGUUCUUGUCCGUGGUAUUUUGUUCUUAUCUUGUAUCCUCCUUUUUCAAUUACCCGAUCCAAAAUAUGGGAGGAGGAACUUUCAGGGCAGCGUCGAAGCUGGCUGGAAUUGCCGCGACUACCGGCCCUAUCCGUGGAAUCGCGGCGGAGCGCUUCCCGGUCUCCGCCGCACGAAAAGCUAGCUCGGUUUUUCCUGCGGCGAAGACGGCGGAGGACGUGAAUCUCGUGGCGGAGGCAGGAGUGCAAAGGCCCUGUUCGGGGAUCGACGAUUGGGUGUUCGCCGGCGGAGAGAAGGAUGACCUUCCUAGCGCCGGUGAGCCGCUGCCGAGGGUUGUCUUUGGUGGUGUGCCGAGUCUUCAGGAAGCCAAAGAGGCUACUUCUGAACUUACAGUCGCACUUGAGAAUGCCUAUUUGUUGUCUCCCAAUCCAGUCGGCUGCAAGAGUUCAGUUGGAUCAGAUAAUGACUGUAUUAUGUCUCUAACAAACAAAAAGGAAGACGAGAUCAAAGCUUGUGUUUCCAGUGAUGUUGCUGUACCAGCCCCUGCUAUUAUGGCAUUUAGGUUUCUGCAUGAGAACCCUAUGGCCCAGAAUGUUGUUGCUUCUAUUGCCUGUGAUUCGAAUGUCUGGAAUGCCGUGUUACAAAACAACGAGCUACAAGACUUUCUCCAGUCACAGAGAGGAUGUUCUUUAUCUGAGGGGACUUUGAAUGUGAAGUUGGUUGAUGGUUCCGAUUUUCCUGAUUGUUCGUCUACUAAAAGCACUGGUGAAGCACCUGGGCCUGGGGGCGGGUUUACGGAUUUUCUUCAGAGAAUAAAGAGCACUGUGAUUGAUAUGAUGAAUAGCUUGUCUGAUUACUUCACGAGUUUCUUUGGUGGUAAGGGUGUCAGUGGGGUAUUCGUAAAUGCUGAUGGAACUGCAAAGUUGAAUGGUGAGACAGUUAUGGAGGCAUCAUUUAUGGGAUUAGCAGUCAUGGCCAUACUUGUGAUUUUGCUUAAGCGAGCUUAAUCAUGAUCUUCACCUUGGGUGUAUCUGUGAAUCUGUCGAAACUUCAUCAGGAAUGGUUCUUUUCAUUUCCUAGUUUUGUGUCCAUAAGUGGAACAAUUUUCAUAUUGCGUCGAACUUUCCCGCAAUGGAUUAAUAACAUUUUGUAUUAAGACCAUAUUUUCUUAAAUUAUGUUAUAUUGACCUUUCUCAGUCUUCAGUUUAUUGUAUGAUCUUUGUGGACUGUGCUUGAUCGAUGUCACACCAAUUAAAAGACUGGAUUAUCAAGGGAUUAUGGACCUGUUAAUGCGGAUGCAAUAAUCUAAUUAUAUUCACAAAUUAUUUGUGAAAUAUUGGGACUUCAACCUAUGAGAGCUCCCUCGAUGUUGAAU
This is a messenger RNA of Striga asiatica, 1502 nucleotides long. Lineage: Eukaryota; Viridiplantae; Streptophyta; Magnoliopsida; Lamiales; Orobanchaceae. The record is from the annotation of a GenBank genome assembly.